CCCACCCCUCUCCCCAGUCGACGCUUCUAGCACAUCCGCUUCCCCUCCCCCUCCCCCACACACUCGACGGCGCCGCGGAUCCGGUUGUACCUGGCGGUGAUGGCGGCGGCAGGCGGCGGCGGGGCGUUCGGUGGAGGGGCGUUUGGCGGCGGGGCUGGUGUCGGAGGGGCUGGCGGCGGCGGGGCUGGCAGAGGGGCGUUCGGCGGCGCGGCUGGCGGCGGAGGGGCCGGCGGUGGCGGGGGUGAGCGGCCGUGGCUUCGUCUGCCUACAUACGCGCAGCUACUGCUCAGCUCCCUGCGGGCCACCCGCACUACCUUCGAGGAUCUGCAGGAGCGGGCUGGCAGCCUCGCCAAGCUCGCGAACGACCUACAGACUGGUGUCAUCGAGGGCAACGUGGCGAUCCUCACGACAGCUGCGGUGAAGUUUGGGCACCGUAAGGUCAUGGACAUCCUCCAUGAAAGGUUCUAUCCCAACCGUGGAUCUCUCAAGUAUGCCAGAGUGAUCACGCGAAGCCUGCAGAGCUCACCGCCGGAUUUUGAUCCUGUGCUACUCGCAUCCCUUGAUCUUGCUCAGUCAAGGCGUCUGUCAUCGUUCCUUAAGUAUGCCGUCAGUGAGCUCAACAGUAUAAAUGGACAUUUAGGGCAGGCUGGGGUUGGUGCUGCCACUUGGUUCAGAGAAUUGCGUGCCCUCAAUGAAAAUGCAGAUGAUUUCCUGCAAAGAGUCGCACUCCAGUAUGGCCUGACCAGGGGUGUUCUUGCCGCUGGUUUAGCACAUCUUCAUCAGGCGAUUGCGGCCGCCACUGAUCUCAUCACCAGGUUCAACGAAGAGCCAACUGCUGUCCGUCAUCUUUUCACCGCGUUUACCUCGGCAGGCCCACUGCAUAGUGAUAUCAGGUCUAUAAGUCUAUUGCUGUUUAAGACGGCAGCGGUUCACUGCUUCCAAAUCCACCAUGCUGUGAGCAUUAUCAACGAGGAUAAGCAACAUGGUUCCCUACCAUCCGAUGGAUGCUCGAGAGGAGUAGGAGGAUUAUCAGAGAGGAUGGGGAUAGACGAUUUCUUUCUACAGAUCUACUGCGUCUACUCACCAUCUAAUUUGAUGCCUGCCCGUGCUUCAUAACUUUGUUAUGUCUUGUGAUGCAUCAGAUGAAACUGGGAAGUCAUUGAAUUAUCUUUUAUCGUAUCAUGACAUCUUAUUAACACUAUUAGAGUAUAGUUACUCGAUGCAUUUGUUAACUAUAUGAGUGAUUUUCAUUAGAUGUGCAUGAUUAGAUGUUAAUGUUGUUUUAGUUGUGAGAUUGUUAGGCUACUAAGUUAUGCCUUGGUUUAAUUAUUAUCUCAUGAUGUUAACGUGUAUGGCUUGCAUGAUUUUUCCUUUAUUUCUUGGUUUAUUGCAUGAUUGAGGGAGUGAUUUCAAAAAUUACUAGCAUCAUGCAGUAGUUAAUUGUCAAAGAUAACAUGUUAGGAUUAAAAGUUGUUUGCAUGGAUCUAUAGGAAUUAGCAUGUUGCUUAGUCUGUUACCGAGGUGCGAUUUUUGUCCUUGUAGGGAGUGCUGGAUUAAAAAAAGCAUGUUAGGAUUAAAAGUUGUUUGCAUGGAUCUAUGGGAAUUAGCAUGUCACUUAGUUUGUUAGUGAGGUGCUAUUUUUGUCCUGCUUGUAGUGACUGCUAGAUUUAAAAAUAAUAAGUCAACAUGUAGAUUAUUUAUUUAGUCCAAUGUGGGUAAAAUGUUGUCUGCUUUGUAAACAUGUUUUUGAAUGUAUAUCUUCGUUCACUAGAAGAAAUGGUGCUAGUUCACUAUUGGGUUCAUUUUGUGUUAUACCGUUAGAUAAAAUGCAUGCUUAAGAAAAAUAACAAAGGGAGCAAUCCUAUCUUAGUGGACAUUAAUUGUAUUAUAUCAUUUUAUUGUCUUUGUCUUGUUGAAUAUAUCCUAGGUUGGCUCUUCAAUAUGACUGAUAUGUUUUUUCCUUGUAUUGAUGCUCCUUGUUUCCCUAAGAAAAAAGACAUGCAAUAUUCAAUUAGUCAAUAGUUUUGCGAAACGUGCGAGCGUAACCUAUGUGGGGAGGAAGAGCACAACUUGUUAGGGAAAAAUGACAUCAUGUAUUAGUUAUGUUUUGUGUGGAGAGAAAGCACAAGACGUCUGAUAAGCUUGUGGUACUAUAUGAUUAUUAUUAUCUCAUUUUGUUAAUCUGUGUUCAUUUAUGGUUUUGUACUCAUUAAUUAAUUUGUUAACUGUAUAUAGAUCAUUUAUAAGGAAGGUGCUUUCAAAAUUUUAUUAAUUAAAUAUUGUAUAUAGUUUUGAAAACACAAACUAUUAUAUUAAAAUUGUUUGAAUGGAUAUAUAAUAAAUAGAACGAAAUUGAUAUAAUGAUAUAAUAAAUAGAAUGAAAAUGUUUCAACGAUAAUGUUGUAGUUAAUUUUUAGAUGAUGAAUCGCUGUUUGCAUCGUGUGAAGUAGUAUGAAAUGAAUAUGAUGAUUAUUUUGUUUUGCUCAUAAGUAUAUUAAAAUUAAUAAGAGAUUUGACUUCUAGAUUUUCUAUUUAGUUCAAUGUUGUCCAUAUUGUGAAUAUAUAUUUAAACAUAUAUCUUUAUUUAAUAAAAUAUGAUAAUAGUUUAAUAUUGGGUUCAUUUUGCAUUAUAUUGCGUGCAUUGGCCAUAAUAUAUCUUAUUGUUUUUAUUGUCUAUAUAUAUUCUUUUUUAAUAUUUUUUCUGUUGGUUUCUUUAUCAUGAGUUUGAUAUGUCUAGUAUUGACCAUGACUUGUUUCUGUCCAGGGAAAAAAGUUCAAUAUAGUGUUGGGAAACAUCUGUUGUAAGCUAUGUGAGGAGGAAGCACACAACUCAAGACAUCUGAUAAGCCUGUGGUGAGCCUCAGGUUCUGCAACAAAUGUUACUCCCUCUGUCCCAAAAUAAGUGACUCAACUUUAUACUAAAGUUAGUACAAAGUUGAGUAAUUUAUUUCGAGACGGAGGGAGUAACAAAGUACAGAGAUCUCCUUACGAUCAAGGGAAACAACUGUUGUGUGAAUGGAACAUCUAUUGACACACUUUAUUCGGCAUGGUAUCCUUGGUUGCAUCAUCUAUUGCAAUUGUUGGUUUGAAGGUUAACGAUGUGCUGGUUUAAUUAUUUGAGAUAACAAGCAUUUUUAUUGACCCAUAAAGCUUAUUGGUGUGCUGAUUUCAGUUGCCAGAGAUGUUUAUGUUCCAGGAAUAGUUAAAUUCAGUGUAGGAGACGGGGAGGCUGAAGACCUGCUUCCUCAAUCUCAAUUAUUGGAGCUGCUGGUUUCAAGACUACAGGUGCUGCUUAUAUUCCAUGAAUAUUUUGAUUCAGGGAAGGAGAAGGGAACGGGGAUGAACUGCUGCAUCAACUAUUGCAGUUGUGGAGGCUCAGGCGCUGCAGACGUUUUUGUUCCCAUGAAUAUUUGGAUUCACUGAAGAGACGGAAGUGAAUAACCUGCUACAUCAACGUUUAAAGGGUAGAUAUGUUGUGGAUAGAGUUCUGGUUGUUUGCGUGUGUGGGUGCUUUGUGCGGAGUCAGUCCAGGCCACGAGUCGGUUAUAAACUAUAGUGAUCUCAAACCAUAAAAAAUAUAUUUUAACUGCAGAUGUAAAGGUUUAUGAAUUUAUUUGUGUUCAAAUGCCUUUUUAGAAUUGAAAAUUGUUUUUCGUUUUUCUUUUGGUAAACGUUUCCAACCGGCGCACCGGCCGAAGCUUCGGCCGGUCGCACGGGAUGCGAUUGAUCGAGUGGGAUCGAACGAACCGUUUUUCUGCUCGGGGUAUAGCUGGACUAGGUAAUGUGGCCUACUCUCCACCAAACAUUCCUUAUCCUUUUCUUCUUUCUUCUUCUUCCUCGGUCUGCAUCUAGACUUCACCGCUGCUUCUUUUUCCUCCCUAGCAACACCUCGCAAGCUGCUGGUUUUCUUCAUCGGAGGCGGUGGUGCUGAAUAGCAGCCACCUCACGUCCGAGCCUCCGCUCCCCCUCGUUGCCUGCGCACACACCGCUGCGAGGUCAACACUCAUGACGAUGCAACAUCACCAUGGACGUGCCCACACAGCUUUGCUUUUUCUACGGAGUGCUGCAACCGGUCAUGGGAGAUGCUACAUCCGCCGUGAGGGAUGCUAUAACCCAUAAACUUUUUUUUGCUGGAACCAACUACUGUAUUUGUCGCUGAUUCUUUUUUUGCUGGAACUAGUGUUUUGUUUUGCUACCACCGGUGACAUGGUUUGCUACCACCAUACGCAGUGACCGGCCGAUUUUUUUUCUUGCUACAACCGUGUCAUAUUUUUGCUGCAAUCGGCAGCCACAGAAACUACAAUCGGUUAACAUUUUUGCUACAAUGGCGACGACGGGCGGCACGGCAAGCUUUUAAUUUGCUGGAACCGUUACCCUUUUUUGCUACAACCGUUCGUUCUUUUUGCUGCUACCGACACCCGACGGAGAGUACAGUUUCUUUGUGAGCUCAUCGCCGGAGGUGCUGCGACCUGCAAUCACCGCACCCCGAAGCUGCGUCCGCCGUCAUCGGAGCUGCGACCGUCGUCACCGGGAGCUGCAACUACGGGGACAUAUGUUGCUGCAUGCAUGGAGCCGACGAGAAACACAUGAGAUGACGGCAGUGAGGGGCGGCGACCAGCGUGACGCGCCAGGCAGUGCUUCUAGGCCGGGCGCGUCGCUCGUCCAUGGCGGCGCUAUGGGGCUGCUUCCUAGGGAAGAAGACACAGGGGAAGAAGGAAGGAGAUCCUGGGGUUCUACAUUGCUUAAUUUGCUACAAUCAUUGUUUUUUUUUCUGGAAUUAGUCUACUUUUUUGCUACGAUCGACCACUGAAUCUUUCCCGGUUCGAGUUUGUUUUCUGCUGGAACCGGUGCUUAAUUUUGCUACAAUCAUUGUUUUUUCUGCUGGAACUAGUCUACUUAUUUGCUACAAUUGACCACUGAAUCCCUAGCUGAGUCUACUUUUUUGCUUCCACCAUGUUCUGUUUUUGCUGGAUCCUGUCAUUGUUUUUGCUUCCACCAUGUUCUGUUUUUUUGGGCACCACAAUCAGAGUUGCGACCGUGGGGGCGUUGUCGGGCUGCCGCCGGCGAGUUGGCCGGUGCUGCAGUAGAAGCAUGCGAAGGAUUACGGGGGAGGAGGAGGUGCAUGGUUGCUAGGCAUGGACAUGGGAAGACUAGGGGGAGGAGUGGAGACGCGGCGACGGCGAACUCCGACCCACGACGGGGGCAGCGACGGCGAACUCAGACCCAUGGCGGGGGCGGCGACCUGCGUGGUGGGCGGGGGUAGGUGGUCGUGGUGGGCAGGGGCAUGGCGGGUCGAUUUGAUGGGGCGAGAGGAAUUUUUCUCCUACUCGCUCGGGACGAUGGGUGGGGGAAUGAAGCGGGGAAGCUGAUCUGGUGGACAAGAUGCCUUGCAUCGUACGGCGCGGAUGCGACCGGCCCAAAUUUUGGGCCGGUGCGCCGGCGGCGCAGAUUAGCGCCCUUUUCUUUUUCUGUUUGGCUGCCACUUGAAUUGUUACAUCAAAGGAAAUGAAUACCAACUUCGGAUGUUCUACAACUCUAGAACAUUCCAUAUAGAAACAUGAUAUUUGAAUGGACCCUACUACAGAGCAGCGCCGUACCUGCGCGUUCCCCUGCGGCGGCGGGAAGUUGCAGCCCAUGCAACAGCUGUGCGAGGGCAUGCGGCGGCAGAGAGGUAGAAGUAAAGGUACUAGUAGUACUACUAGCUAGCGACGGUAAAAAAGCAGCCACUGCUCACAAGUUUUUGAAAGAACUAUCUAUAUUAGGUUGCCAAAAUACAAAUGAAUUAAUUGCGAUAACCGUCUGGUAUUUAUGGUGGGAGAGACGCAUGUUGGUUCAUGAAGAGAAAUCUCAAGAAGUGAAUCAGAUUUCGAUGGGGAUUCGUGCUAUAACUGCAAACUAUGUGAAUGCCCACUCCCCUAGUGCGACUAGUAGAAAAGAAGGAUGGAGCCGACCUCCUAUGGGUUUUGUUAAACUAAAUGUUGACGCUUUUUUUGACCAUGAUCUACUCAGGGGCACGGCAGGUGUGGUGCUCAGAGAUGACAAAGGAAACUUCACUGCUGGCGGAAAUUGGAAGAUCGAUUGGUGUGCUGAUGUACUAACAGCAGAAGCGAUGGCUCUUAGGUUUGGUUUAAUUCUUGCACAAAAGAUGGGAUGCAAUCGUCUUAUUAUUAACUCUGAUAAUAUGGAAGUCAUCGACACAAUGAAGAAUGGAGGACAAUCGGCGGGAGUUGCAGCGGCAGUAUUCGAGGAUUGCUAUUUCAUGGCAUGCGAUUUUCCGUUGACUAGAUUUGAACAUUAUAAUAGGGUAGCUAAUAAGGUUGCUCAUGAACUUGCUAGGCUAGCGAAAGUUUCUGUAACUAGAGAUUGGUUUGAGGAGCCUAUGGAGAAUAUUGUAUCUUUUCUUAUAGACGAUGUAACUAUCAUUUCCAAUUAAUAAAGUGGAUGUUUUCUUUCAAAAAAAAAACAACGCCUCCGUGUUAUUAGCUUGUGGGUUUUUAUCAGUUUUGUCAUCGGCUGUACUACACUACUCAGUUCUAUUACUAAAAGGUUUCACUGCUAAAAAAUGCCAUUGUUCCGCUAGAUGCGUGCUAAAAAAAGCCAUUUUCACUGUUACUGCCAUGUCAAAGGACAUUGAUCGAAGGUAGAUGACAAAAAUACCCCCUAUCCCGUUUGAUCGAAGGUAGACGUGUGCUAAGGGGAAGUUUUGAUGUAGAUGGAAAUAUAUGUCAUACAUCCUUUAGGUAAAUAGUAAUAUUUAAACAGAACAGUAUAUAAUAUUGUUUCUAAUUGACAGCAACAACAAAUAUGAUAGCAGGAGCACAUGAUUUUGUAAAGUUCUCUGAAAAUUUCAGCAUGGUGCCUGCCCAUUUUUAUGAAAACAACACAAAUGCACCAAGGUUUACAAACUUCACAUGUGCAGCCCUUUCUAAUUCUAGUAUCCGUAUCCAUCCUGACCAUCAGAACAUGUGUACCAAAUUGUACGAGAGUAUCAAUAAGGCACCACACCAAUCAGCUAUUACAAAUUCUACACAAGAAAUUCCAUCUCUACAAGCUACUAUGAGCCACACACGCACCACACUAAAAAUUAGCAUACUCACCCUGCCGGAAUUUCAGAGGCUAUGACAUGCUGGGAGGUGGCGGAGCUGGACUCGGGAGGAGCUGCGGAGUCAGGCGGGAGAAGCGCCGGAGCUGCCUGCCUCGAGUGGCGGUGCUGGGCGGGAGGCGGCGCCAAAGCCGCGACGGGUAGCGGCGCUGGGUGGGCAGCGCGGCGGCUGCGGCGAGUGGAGGCGUCGGAGCUGGGCGGGCAGCCUGGCGACCUGCGGUUACAAUUGAGGAUCAGCAGGCGGCGGCUAGGAUUGUGGUUCCGGCUAGGGAAACUGAUAUGAGCAGGUUGGGCAUAUAACGUGGAGAGAGAUCUUGCAAAUGAGACCAGCGCAUUAUAGUCAUAUAACGUGGUCAACGUCUAUUGAUUUGACGGUAACGGUGAAAAAAAUGCUUUUUUGAGCACGCAACUACUGUAACCGUGGAAGAUUGAAAAAAUUUAGUGGCAGAACUGAGAAGUAUAGUACAAUCGAUGGAAAAACUGAUAAAACUAUUAACUUUUGCUUUUGAAGGAUA
Molecule: messenger RNA, 7617 nt
Organism: Triticum urartu
Lineage: Eukaryota; Viridiplantae; Streptophyta; Magnoliopsida; Poales; Poaceae
Source: RefSeq, a predicted model, not a curated record